Molecule: messenger RNA, 1419 nt
Organism: Eimeria mitis
Lineage: Eukaryota; Apicomplexa; Conoidasida; Eucoccidiorida; Eimeriidae
Product: NLI interacting factor-like phosphatase domain-containing protein, putative
Exons: 2
Coding region: 1-1419 (472 amino acids)
Molecular function (GO): RNA polymerase II CTD heptapeptide repeat phosphatase activity
Source: RefSeq, a predicted model, not a curated record
AUGAGGGAUGCUUUCCGGGGCCGGGGCCGGGGCCGCGGCGGGGGAGGGUGGCGGGGCGGCCCCAGGGCAGCCGUUGCUGAGCCGCUUCACCAACAGCAUUGGAAGAAUGGCCCCGGGUUAGUCUCUGGGCCAGACACGCGCCACUUUAACCCCCGAGAGCCCCGGGCCCGGCCUGAAAGGGAGGCAGAACCACCACACGGACCGGGGCUGCCUCCCCAUUCCCAGCCGCCGCAUAGGCGCCGGCACCAGCAAGGUCAGGGCCUCCGUAAGGAGCGCACAGCUCCCUAUGAGCCACGGGCGAUGCUGGGCGCCCACGGGGUCCCCCCGAUGGCUGUCGGGGGUGGGGGCCAAAUGGUUAUGGGGGGGGGGAGGGGAAGGGUUAUGGAUGCUGCUGUUGUGGGAGGCCCAUUGGCCUGCCAAUCUCCUCUGCCGGGCUGUAUGCCUCCUCCUACGGUUUGCUGCAGCGUUUAUGCAGAUCAGCUUAUUGAUUACUACACGGGAAAAAUAUGCCCCAGGCGUUUCUGCGUAGCUUACAAUGAAGUGUGUAAGCUUGUGCGGUUGCCUGAGGGGCUGCCGCCCGCACCCGCACCAGCACCUGCAGGAUCAGUCUUACAGUCUCAUUCUGCUGCAGCAGGUGUUAGAGGUAUUGGAAGGGGAGACGAAGGGGUUCAAGAUAUGCAGCUCCCCAACGGGCCCCAUCGUGCGCAGGGCGCAGCUCUAGAAGCCGAUGAAAUGAGUGAAGUUUCGCAAGUUGAAGAGGGAGAAGUUGAUGAGGAGCUGCAACAGCAGCAGGGCGUGGGGUCUCAACCACCGGCAUUGCAACAACAGCAGCAACCAAUGGCAGCACCGAACAUAACAAGAAGGGACCCCAGAUUAGCAGCAAGGGCACGUGCAGAAACGGGCGUGCAGCAACAGCAGCAACAGCAGCAGCAGCAGCAGCAGCAAGAGGUAGUAGCGCAGCAUACGCAGGCAGCUGAAACAGCAGAGCCGCAUCGCCCACCAUCACCUGAAGAAGCACAGACGCCGCCGCACGAAACUCAACAGCAGCAGCAAGCAAAGCAGUGGGAGCCGAGUGCUUUACCUCCUGAGCUACGUCGGCAGCCAUUACUAUCAGGAAAACUACCAUUAUUAUUAGAUUUAGAUAAUACUUUAUUGCAUGCACAAGCCGUUGGUGUGGCAGGAUACAGCAUAGCAUUGGAAGAUUGGCUUGAUGAAGAUGGUUUACCUGAAGUAUAUAAAUUUGAACUCCCAUGUAAUAGAAAAGUUUAUUAUCUCAAGUUACGCCCGGGGUUACGUCGCUUUCUUAAAGCUCUUUCAUCUGUAUUCGAGCUCAGCAUAUAUACAAAUGCAACUCAGGAAUAUGCUGACCUCGUGGUGGCCAUCUUGGAUCCAGACAGAUCUCUCUUUGGAGACCGGUAG